GGGCGUGAGCGAAGGAUUAUUGAGAGAUCGCGCUGCAUUGAACAGGACGCUGAUAUCUUUAUAUUAUAUUGUCCAGAAUAACGCAGUAGAGUCGCAAUGGUGUCGCACUCGCUGGCUUUGCCGAUGAUCUGUUUCACCACGCUGUGGGGUCUGGUCGGGGUUGUGGCCCCGUUUUUUGUACCGAAAGGACCAAACAGAGGUGUCAUCAUAACCAGUUUGGUGCUGACCGCCGUUUGCUGCUAUUUAUUCUGGUUAGUAGCAAUACUGGCCCAAGCAAAUCCUCUAUUUGGACCUCAGCUUAAAAACGAGACCAUUUGGUAUCUGCGCUACUUCUGGGAGUAGAUGGAGGUGUCAUUUGGAAGAUUCUGAAUCUCAUCAGGCUUUUUUCUUUUAAAUGUCAUUAUUACAAUCAGUAAAACCCACAAAAUAGUGAAGGAUCGACUCCAAGAGAACAACAUUUGUGUUAUGAAACAAGUUGCAACAUUACACAAUUUAUUUUUUUUCAAUUACAAAAAGAAUGAUUCAACUUUUGUUUAAACAUAAACAUGUUACUUAGCAUAAUGCAACAUAACAAUUAGAACCUUUGGAGAUAGUAUACAGAAUAGUAUUCUAAAAAUGUACAAAGAGAUGUUAUAGUGAUAUUAUUGUGCUCUUUAAAGAAUUAUAAGAACAUGAAUUUGUGUGCUUUGGAUGUCUGAGAGUUGAGUAUAUGAGUAAAUGUUUUUGUUUUGUUUUGCAUCAAGGCACAGGUUUGUCUGUUUUAGUCUAUUUAAUAUUAUGUUGUCCUCACUUGCAUGUGACACUGUAUCCAUGUUUACCUGAUGAAAUUAUUUUUAUAUUUAUUAUUGUUUUUAUUUGUAAAUGUGAUUGAUAUUCUGUUGAUGUUUUACGUCAUCGUGUGAAGAUUUUGAAGUUGUGUCGUACAAAAUAAAAUGAGUGAAUUUCUGUGAUGGGCUGACUUUAAAACCUGCUAUAUAACACAAUAUAGGAGUUAACGUGCAAAAUCUGUGAAUAUUUAAUUUAUGAAUUUGUGUCAGGAAC
This is a messenger RNA of Onychostoma macrolepis, 1041 nucleotides long. RefSeq names its product ATPase H+ transporting V0 subunit e2 (gene atp6v0e2). Lineage: Eukaryota; Metazoa; Chordata; Actinopteri; Cypriniformes; Cyprinidae. The transcript is spliced from 4 exons. Gene Ontology annotation, cellular component: proton-transporting V-type ATPase, V0 domain. Gene Ontology annotation, molecular function: proton-transporting ATPase activity, rotational mechanism. The record is from RefSeq and is a predicted model, not a curated record. Bases 97 to 342 code for a protein of 81 amino acids. Gene Ontology annotation, biological process: proton transmembrane transport.